Thelazia callipaeda (thelaziosis nematode) is the source of this 459-nucleotide messenger RNA. Lineage: Eukaryota; Metazoa; Nematoda; Chromadorea; Rhabditida; Thelaziidae. The record is from the annotation of a GenBank genome assembly.
AUGGUGACUCCUCUACCUCGACGCAUUACAAAAGAAACACAACGACUGAUAGCUGAUCCAGUACCAGGAAUUUCGGCUGUGCCUGAUGAAGGCAAUGCUCGGUAUUUCCAUGUCGUCAUUGCCGGUCCCGAGGGUAGUCCAUUUGCAGGUGGUAUUUUUAAGUUGGAACUUUUUUUGCCGGAAGAAUACCCGAUGGCUGCACCGAAAGUUCGUUUUAUGACUAAAAUCUACCAUCCGAAUAUUGACAAACUGGGCCGCAUAUGCUUGGAUAUUUUGAAGGAUAAGUGGUCACCGGCGUUGCAGAUCCGUACUGUGCUACUUUCCAUCCAGGCUUUACUUUCAGCACCAAAUCCUGAUGAUCCUUUAGCGACAGAUGUUGCGGAGCAAUGGAAAAAUAAUGAAAGUGAUGCAAUACGUACAGCGCAAGAAUGGACACGUAUUUAUGCUACAGGUGAUUGA